Molecule: messenger RNA, 3579 nt
Organism: Paracoccidioides lutzii Pb01
Exons: 3
Coding region: 1-3579 (1192 amino acids)
Source: RefSeq, a predicted model, not a curated record
AUGUCUCUCAAUGGGUUAGAUGAUCCCGCCGUCAUCGAGUCCUACCAGGCUUCACUUGCUGAAGCUGGAGGAUGGUUUCUGCUCAAAUAUAUCACUCGGGAUACAGUCGCCCUCCUGGCUCGUGGGACGGGAGGAGUGGCUGAGAUCAGAAUCACCAUCGAUGGCUACGAGGAAAUAUCCCCCCUUUACGGGUUUCUACAGUAUCGUCGGAGGAAGAUAAUAUUAAAAUAUGUCCCCGAAGGGAUCUCAAGGUUGAUCCAAGCACGAAUAACGGUCCAAUUCCAGUCCAUAUUGGACAAGUUCACACCCAACGAUGCCGUCUUCUCCCUGGCCCUUUCGUCGGAAUUGACAGAGAGUGCCCUCUCCUCUGCUUGUCUACUCCAUACCGCAUCUGGUUCUAUGACCUCCUCGUCCAGCUCUCUGCUUCGUCAAAAAUUGGGUGAAAUUACUGAAGAUGUAGAGGAAUGUGCUAGCCCCAGGGAAGAAACACAUGCGCAUCUCAACAAUGGGAAUAUAAGUCGACGCGAAAGCGUUUUCAGUAGGACAUCGGAGGCAACUGCUGUACCAAGCCACCAUCAUAGGGCCCAGGGGUCCACAGAUACUUCUAAAACUCAUAUCUCUUUACAACCUUCUCGAAACAAUGUGUCCGAUUCCGGAGCUGAUAAACCCUUGCCUUCUAUUCCUCGAAAUUGCAGUGAUAGCCAGUCGAAUGGCCUUGGGCAAAGGCACCUUUUUGACUCGCUAGCGUACUCCCCUCCUGAUUCGCGAAAAUCUUCGCAGUCGACUAGACCAUCCUUACGGGAUCUGGAUUCAAUAAGUGUGUGUCGUCCGAAGGUUAAGUUAGGUCCCCGGCCUUCGAUAGAUACAAGUGGACGACCACGGACGGCGGGAUCAAUAGGCAGAUCGAACGACACUCGUCCCGUUGCCUCACUACCUGCAGGGGUUAGGACGUCUACUCGAAAAACCGGACCUUCUGCAGGACGUCCCAAAUCCCAGCCGGACAUCCAUGUUCUACGACUUCACCCAUUGGCGGUUCCACCUGUGCCACCACUACUGAUGCCGCCUCCGUCGUUCAACCUUGGCCCUACGUCGAGAAAUGCUCUAGGUUCCCCGAGAUCGGUUGUGAGCGUGCCAAUAACAUUUUCAAUGACCCCUGAAAAGCAGAGGUUAAUGCGAGCGUUGGAAUUGCGGAAGAAACAAAGGGAAAGCCGUGGAGAAAAAAAUGAAAAGAAGCAGGAUGUGCCUAUUAAUGGGCCAGAGGAAGCAGUGGAGAACAAAGAGAACAUACAUAUUGUAGAGACUGAAUUAACUACCCACCCAGAACCGACUGAACCUCUCUCCAUCGAAACAGAUACCGAGUCUCAUACUGAAUCCACCCCAGGGUGCCAACGUCAGCAACACCCGCCAUCUGUCAUUCUGAUCAACGAGAAGAUCCCAACACCUCCGUCGCCCGAUCCUUCAAACUCCGAUUCAGCUGUAGAUGUCGGAGCUACAAAACCCGCCAACGAUCAACCUGCGUCCUCAUUUGCCCCUCAUAUGACCACUCCUUCAUCUGAUUCAACGGAAAGAAAUUUUCCAACACUUGUGGGAGCAGACAAGUGUGGAGGUGUGGAGGAAGACAAAGUUGAAGAAGAGACUUGGGGAUCUAACCAGGCUGAUCCACAAGUUGUGGAGACCAGUGCCUCCAAUGAUACACAAAUACAAACCUCGAAUAACGAGAGUGAAAUAAAACAUGUUGCUGAGUCAACCGACGCCCCAACUGGGGGGCUUAAAGUCUCCGUAGUUGAGGUUCCUUCUGAUUUGCGCUCGCCGGAGGCCACCCCAAGGGCAGUCCUAGCAACAUCUGUAAACGACACAUCUCCAGAUUCUCAAUCCGCGCCUACAACAUCUGAAAUGAUGCCGACCGACACAUCCCAAGGGUCUCUACAAUCUAGCACCCGGACCGCGUCAGUUGUCCCACGCAAAUCCACGGAAGACAUAUCUAUAACAUCAAUAUCUGCCGCUGGUGAUAACGAUAUGUCAAAAUUUUAUCAAUCUUUAUCCGGACAAGAGGCAUCCGCAUCCGUUGAUAUAAAGAGCAGGCGCAAAGGUGUCAUUCAUCCUAUUCAUAUUGCAACGCAACUGGAUGAGUCGGACGAGGAACAUCUGUUGUCUGAUGACUCCUUCAUGGAGGAAUUGGGAAGUGCUACAGUUCAACAAGCGAAGCCAAUAGCGGUCCCGAAAACCCCGACCUUCGUAAAAAACGGAGAGUUGAAUACACCUGCAGAUUGGAGGGGAUCCAGAGCUGUUUCUAACCCGACCAAAUCAGGAAAUUCUGGAUCAGACGUGCAAGCCCUUCCCAUUGGCAGAUCUGCAUCUGGCUCUUAUUAUGAAAAUCAGAAGGCGGUUCCUGUCCUUGUCGCAAAAAAAGUAAAUGUUUCCUCGGGGAUCUCAAAACGUAUCAAGGCGCUGGAAAUGUUCUCCAGCCGCGAAGGUCAGCAACCUUCUUUGGCGCCGAAGCCUCCCCUUCCAUCAACUGAUUCCUCAAUAUCACCAUUUGAAAAAUUUCGCAAACGGACGUCUAUCUCCCAACCAGGCCUACCACCUGCAGCCUCGAUCAGAAGCAAAUCUCCCUCAUACACUCCAUCCCCUACGUCUCCCAAGGAACGUUCCCGUUCUCCCAAUCCCCCAAUACGGGUUGAUAGCCUGUCAACAUACAGAGGAAAGUCUACUUCGGUAUCUGUGACUGCUCGCAUAAUCCGGGAUCCAACUGCACCUUCAAGUGAAUCUCUCGUGAACCCGUCGGAACCCAAUGUCCUAAACCUCCAACGCAGCCCUCUUAUUGUUGAGAGUGAUGUCCCCGAAACUCCACGUCGUCUCUCUACUUCAACCAUCUCACGGCCAGAAAAACGGAGGCUCUCUAAUUCAUCAAGCAUCGGAUCGGGUCGAGCUUCCACAGCUACUGGUGUUCCCCGCUCGGAUUCUAUGUCAAGCAGGCUCUCCGUAUCAUCUCGAUCGAAGCAUGAAGGACACAAUCCUCAUACUUCCGCCGAUUCUCCCUAUGGCCCUCUUGACCGUGUCGAUGAGGCUAAAGAGGAAAAGAAGACGUCCAGGAAGUCACGCAUUAUCCGCCGCAUGUCCUCAAUCACCUCCAGUUCACGACGAGGUAUAAUAAACGCCCUCAGUCCAACCUUGAAAGAAGAGGAUUCCCAGCUGGCCUCUCUAAACGACGAAGAUGCAACCACAGAGCCUCCGCAAGUGAUCGAUAUUGGAGAAGUUAACGUACAAUUCCCAGACACUCUUCUCUGGAAGCGAAGAUUCAUGCGCAUAGAUGACCUGGGUUAUCUCAUUCUGACUCCUGGGACUAUCGAUGGCAUUGCGCGAAACAUUGUUAAGCGGUAUCACCUCUCUGAAUUCCGGACGCCGUCUUUGCCCGAUCAAGAUAGACAGGAGCUCCCUAAUAGCAUUGUGCUGGAUUUCCUAGAUGGUAGCACGUUGCAAUGUGCGUGCGAGUCGAGGCAGGGACAAAAUGCUAUCCUUCAGAUUCUUUUGGAGGCUCACCGGUCUUAUCACCAAGUCUUUCCUCAGCAGGAAUCAUAA